Venustampulla echinocandica is the source of this 441-nucleotide messenger RNA. RefSeq lists its product as uncharacterized. NCBI's taxonomy places the organism in Eukaryota, Fungi, Ascomycota, Leotiomycetes, Helotiales, Pleuroascaceae. The coding region runs from base 1 to 441 and encodes 146 amino acids. The record is from RefSeq and is a predicted model, not a curated record. The transcript has a single exon.
AUGGGUUUCCACCACCGCCUUGCCAUAGCUGUUUCCUUGGUCAAUGUCGUGACUCCAUUACUAGCUAGCGUAUGUGGUAUUUUUACCGUUUACAUCGAAGCCGCCCGCUGCCGUUCCGGCUACUGCAUGCCACCGUUUGACUUGAACUUAGCUGACACUAUUGCCCAGCUUAUCGAGAUGGAUUUGGACAGCUUUUCGAAUGCCUCCAUCACCAUACGGGCGGAGAUUGACGAUGGCGAUGAGGGGAAGACUGUCUCCCUCGAACAACUCAAAAAACAUGGCAUACUCGCUGAUGGUUCCCUUGCCAAAAUUGAGAUUAAUCACUCCUCAGUCCCCACUGACAAUCUUCCCGAUGAAGUCCGCAACAUACGGGAGCGCAUAAUACGGCGCCUGGACUCGCGGGCCAACUCCGUCUACCCAUCCAGAGUCUGGGAUCCAUAG